Molecule: messenger RNA, 1971 nt
Organism: Penicillium riverlandense
Lineage: Eukaryota; Fungi; Ascomycota; Eurotiomycetes; Eurotiales; Aspergillaceae
Product: putative alpha-L-rhamnosidase A
Exons: 2
Coding region: 1-1971 (656 amino acids)
Biological process (GO): carbohydrate metabolic process
Source: RefSeq, a predicted model, not a curated record
AUGUAUUCGAUUACUUGGCUGCUAGCCCCCAUCGUGGCGGCUGCUGUGCCAUACGAGCGAUAUAUCCUUGCCCCCGAAAACCGAGAACUGAUUCCCGCAACGGUUCAUAAAGUCAGGGGAUUGGUCAACAAUGCCGACGCUCUGACUCAAUCCGCUGGCGAAAGUGCUACUUUCCAUGGGGUCUCGUCUGUCACGUACGAUUUUGGGAAAAAUGUCGCCGGUCUAGUCUCUCUGGAUGUUGGGGAUGCCACGUCGUCGGCGGCCUUCUUGGGCGUCACCUUUACAGAAUCGAGUCUCUGGAUCAGCAGCGAGGCGUCCGACGCAACUGCCGAUUCCGGCCGUGAUACUCCGCUAUGGUUCCCCGUUGGCCAGGGUGCAGGAGAAUACACGCCAGAUGCCAAGUAUGAGCGAGGUGCCUUUCGCUACCUGACACUCGUGAGUAAUACCACUGCGUCUGUCCCGGUGCACCGUCUGCGGGUGAACUUCAAGGCUGCUCCAUUGCAAAACCUGCGAGGCUACACUGGAUACUUUCACUGCGAUGAUGAACUUGUCAAUAGGGUCUGGUAUGCCGGUGCAUACACCAACCAGUUGUGCACGAUCAACCCAGACCACGGUAACGCACUAGUUCACCUGGACACCAUCAGCUCCACGGAUAAUAUUAGCCUACCCCAGACAGAUACCUGGUGGAACAACUACACCAUCACCAAUGGACGCAGCACCACCACUGACGGAGCCAAGCGUGACCGGCUGGUGUGGCCGGGCGACAUGUCAAUCGCCCUCGAGAGCAUUGCUGUCAGUACCGGCGACUUAUACAGUAUUCGUAUGGGUCUGGAGUCUCUCCUAGCUCUGCAACAUCCCAAUGGCCGCCUUCCGUAUGCCGGGCGUCCAUUCCCGUCGAGUAUCAUCAGCUAUACAUACCAUCUCCAUAGUCUGAUUGGGAUGUCAUACCUCUAUCAAUUCUCCGGGGACCAAGAUUGGCUAUCCAACCACUGGAACCAGUACACGCAAGGCCUACAGUGGGCGCUUUCGUUUGUGGACAACACCGGGUUGGCCAACGUGACGGCCAGUGCUGACUGGCUGCGAUUCGGCAUGGGCGGUCAUAAUAUCGAAGCCAAUGCUAUUCUUUAUUUUGUUCUUCAAAACGCCCAGGAGCUUGCGCAAGAACUAAACGACACAUCCUCCGUGCCGCGAUGGAGCCAUAUCGCGGCUGGCAUCAAGUCUGCGGCCAACAAGAGGCUGUGGGAUGGGGAGAAUGGGUUGUUCCGCGACAAUGAAACUACCACGCUGCAUCCGCAGGACGGGAAUUCGUGGGCUAUCAAAGCCAACCUGACUCUUUCAGAUCACCAGAAAAUCUCCAUCUCUCAGGCCCUUAAGGCCCGCUGGGGUGAGUAUGGUGCUCCAGCCCCGGAGGCUGGAGCGACAGUCUCGCCUUUCAUCGGUGGAUUUGAGCUGCAGGCACACUACUUGGCCAACCGACCCGACACGGCUCUGGAUCUGAUCCGAUUGCAGUGGGGUUUCAUGCUGAACGACCCCAGGAUGACGCAGUCCACCUUCAUUGAAGGGUACUCCACGGACGGCUCCCUUCAUUAUGCCCCUUAUACCAACGACCCCCGCAUCUCUCACGCCCACGGCUGGUCUACGGGUCCGACCUCGGCGCUUACCACCUACACGGCUGGCAUCCAACUCACGGGACCGGCUGGUUCAACCUGGCUCAUUACACCGCAGCCAGGGAACUUGAAAACCUUGCAUGCAGGGCUGACCACAUCACGGGGCGGUUUUUCCACUUCCUUAGAGCGCACAUCGGAUGGCGGCUAUAAAAAUUUCUCCAUCACGACGCCUGCCUCCACCGUCGGAGUAGUGAAGCUUCCCGGGACUAAGGGAACUUUAGUAUCGAAGAAUGGAGACCGUGUACGACUUGUGAAUGGUGUCGCGACUGGAUUACGUGGUGGUACUUGGGAGCUGCAGCAGUAG